AAGUGACUUAAAAGUAAAGUUUCGUAGCUUGUGCUGGGCCAGUCACAGCCACUUUAUGGACUAGCGCCUUGAAAUGCCCUCUCUUUUCAGCUGGCGAUGGGGAAGAUGAUGGAGCAGGGCCCCGUGCUGAUCAUCACCUUCCAGGCUCAGCUGGUGAUGGUGGUUAAGAACCAGAAGGGAGAGGUGGUGGAAGGAGAUCCGGAGAAAGUCCUGCGGAUGUUGUACGUCUGGGCCCUCUGCAGGGACCCCGAAGAGCUGAACCCCUAUGCUGCCUGGCGGCUUCUGGACAUUUCUGCCUCCAGCACCGAGCAGAUCCUAUGAGUUGGCCCCGGGGGGGCUCGGCAGCGAUUCUGCAGAGGGUUUCCCCCCUCCUCUUUCCUGCGCAGAGUCCAGCACGAGGGACCCCGUGGUGCAGCGGGGCUGGACCGGGGCGCUGGCUCGGAUGUGGAUGCUGGGAGAUCCUCCCCCCUGGACUCUGUUUUCCUGGUCUUCAGACUCGGAGCUUGCCGGCAUCCGAGCACGAUGCGGAGCAACGCUGAGCCUCCUGUCCCCACGGACUUCUGCCGGGACGCCGGCCUGCGCUUUGUCAAAGUUGUGCCUGUUCCGAAAACUCGCUGCCCUCCCGUCUCGCGCCGAAGAGGCUUCUGGAACGGUCCUUUCCUUGUGGCUGAGUCGAGAGGCUGAGCCGGACCCCAGCGGGGCGGCCUUGGGGAGGGGGUGGGGUGGGGGACAACCUACCCACACGUGGGAGAGGAAAGCAGGAGGGUCUCUCGGUGUGGAAGGCUGGCAGGAGGGGCUCUUCCUCCCAGGAGCUACUUUCUCAUAGAGUGGAACCUAGGGGUCUUCGGUACCCCUCCCUUCUUUCUGCAGCCCUGGCAGGUUUUGGACUUGGCUUAGCGCCCUUGGUGGGGGGCCAGGGGGGGUAGUGGCCUCCUGCCCAUAAGAGUCUUCUACCCCUCCCCUCUGUAAAUUAAAA
Messenger RNA from Thamnophis sirtalis, 976 nucleotides. NCBI's taxonomy places the organism in Eukaryota, Metazoa, Chordata, Lepidosauria, Squamata, Natricidae. The record is from RefSeq and is a predicted model, not a curated record.